AUGUCUCUCAAAGGGAAAGUCGUCCUUGUCACAGGUAGCACGAAAGGUAUCGGCAAAGCCGUUAUCGAGCGUGUCGCAGCCGACGGCGCCAGUGUCGUCAUAAACUACUCCAGUGACGGCGCCCCAGCAGAUGAGAUGGUCAACAAGAUUGGAUCUGAUAGAGCGCUGGCCAUAAAAGCCGACGUAUCCAGUAUUCCUGAUAUUGAGAAGCUCAUCCAAGCAACGGUGGACAAGUUUGGCAAAAUUGACUGCGUCAUGGCCAACGCUGCUUGUGCCCCCAUGAACGAUCUCGAGAGCACGACAGAAGAAGCCUUCGACAAGUCUUUUAUGCUUAAUGUUAAAGGACCUUACUUUCUCGUUCAAAAAGCUGUACCUCACAUGCCACGCGACGGGCGCGUUAUUCUCGUCUCAACCGGCAUCUUGCACAACUCUAAUGUCGUGCCCCGCUACCUCCUCUACGCAGCCUCCAAGGGACCCAUUGAGCAGAUGACUCGAGUUAUGGCCAAGGAACUCGGAGCUAAACAUGGCAUCACCGUGAAUUGCAUUGCUCCUGGUCCUACCGCGACAGAGAUGUUCUUCCAGGGCAAAUCACAAGAGAUGAUUGACACGAUCGCUGGCCCAAACUACUUAACCAGAAUCCCAUCGCUGGCCGAACCCACUCUCUCAAGAGAACUGCCUAAGGGGUCAGAAUAUCGGCCGGAAACAAAUACACCACUGCUCAAGCUGCCACCCGACAUCAUGAUUCAGGUCUGGAAGAAUUGUCACAGUCAUAUCGACGUCAAGAACCUAUAUUCAACAUGCAAGACUCUAUACGAUAUGUUCAAGGCACUCGGAAAUAUCAAGCGAACCAAAGAAAUGAUCUGGCAUUGUAUCUAG
Messenger RNA from Fusarium graminearum PH-1, 876 nucleotides. RefSeq lists its product as uncharacterized. The transcript is spliced from 4 exons. Lineage: Eukaryota; Fungi; Ascomycota; Sordariomycetes; Hypocreales; Nectriaceae. The record is from RefSeq and is a predicted model, not a curated record. The coding region runs from base 1 to 876 and encodes 291 amino acids.